Molecule: messenger RNA, 531 nt
Organism: Rasamsonia emersonii CBS 393.64
Lineage: Eukaryota; Fungi; Ascomycota; Eurotiomycetes; Eurotiales; Trichocomaceae
Exons: 2
Coding region: 1-531 (176 amino acids)
Source: RefSeq, a predicted model, not a curated record
AUGGUCUCCUCACGGCUUCUCCUUGGACUUGCUACAGUUUGCUGCGUUGUGCAGGCCUAUCCGAUUCGAUCGGAUGAGGAUCAUUCUCAUACCCACUCCACAGGGUUGAUGACUCGAUCGCCCGAUGCGAGACUCAAAGACCCGUUCGACGUCGACUGGUUCCUUCACAGCUUACACGCCUUUAUCCCCACGAAGGGUGAUCUCAGUCAAUGGAUCGACACUGUCAUCCACGACAGCCUCCAUUACGAUGAUGAUAAUGGCAGCGAUGGCGACGAUGGCAAUAAGGAUAAUGAUAAGAACAACGAAGUUCAUGUCGAGAACGGCAACAAAAACAGUAACAACAAUAACAACAAUCCCCCUCCUGCUGCGACACCUGCCCCGCAGGGUGAUGGGAAGAAUGCGACCAAUAAUCCAUCAAAUGACGAUGCCAAGGAUAAAACUGACGAUCUUUUUGACGUCCCCUCGCUGCUGUCGUCGCUGAGCUCGCUCUUCAAGGGGCUCAAUGCCGCUGAUGAGAUCGUCCCAAGUUGA